This is a messenger RNA of Branchiostoma floridae (Florida lancelet), 1093 nucleotides long. Its product is annotated as fucolectin-like. Bases 1 to 684 code for a protein of 227 amino acids. The transcript has 5 exons. The record is from RefSeq and is a predicted model, not a curated record. Lineage: Eukaryota; Metazoa; Chordata; Leptocardii; Amphioxiformes; Branchiostomatidae.
AUGGCAUCAGUUUAUGUCAAUAUCGCUCAAGGGCAGCUUGCGUUCCAAACAAGCAGCUACGCGUGGUAUUCGGGAGCCGACCGUGCUGUAGACGGGAACACCAAUGGGCAAUGGUCCGCUAGAUCGUGCACACACACACACGGACAGGCUAACCCCGCGUGGUGGGUGGAUCUUGGACACCCGCACAUAGUAAACAGGGUUGUCAUUUACAACCGCUGGGACUGCUGCAGGGAGCGACUCAACCCCUUCAACAUCCACAUCGGGGAUUCCGCCGAGGUUGCCGCGAACCCCAAGUGUGGCGGCGAUCAUCGGAUCGGCCUUAGCGAACGGUUCACUUCCGUCUUGUGCCAAGGGAUGACGGGACGGUACGUCGGUGUUCGUCUGCCUGGUUCUGGCAGCCGAAUUCUCAGCAUGGCAGAGGUCCAAGUCUUCUCCAAUGAAGAAUUCUGCCAGGCGGGGAACGGGGCGUCCUACCGAGGAACAGCCACUAGGACCCGAUCAGGGAGGACGUGUCAGCGCUGGGACAGUCAGACACCGCAUGGACACGACAGGACACCCCGUAACUAUCCUGCAGGUGGACUGGUGAACAACUACUGCCGGAAUCCGGACAACUGGUACGCACUUUGGUGCUACACGACGGAUCCCAACUCGAGAUGGGAGUAUUGUGACGUGCCAUCUUGUUAAGACUGACGCAGUGGUUGAGCACCCUUCUGGAUGGAUACAUCUGGGUCCUCGUGGUUUGCUUCAAAGUGUCCAUGAACAGUCGUUCAGCUAUGCUUUGCUGUGAUCAUCAUAUACCGAAACAUCGUAGUUGGACGAAUAUUUCAUUGUUAACUCAGUCCAAGACUAUGGCACUAGACACUAGACAAGUGUGGUUUUAGUAAAAAUGACCGCGGCGUGGUACAUCGCUAAAAAUUGACAAUUUCACUUAUGGCUUGCAUAUCGGUGCCACAGGCACCUUUAACAAUGAUCCAACUAGUUUUAUUUCUGCAACUACAGUCAUGUGUACCAUUCUAGUGUCACUUGUACAAGUACAACCAAGGCUACACUACCGAUAUCAGCACUUUCUCAUCAUGUUGACCAUCCCCGGAGG